Molecule: messenger RNA, 1011 nt
Organism: Medioppia subpectinata
Lineage: Eukaryota; Metazoa; Arthropoda; Arachnida; Sarcoptiformes; Oppiidae
Source: the annotation of a GenBank genome assembly
AUGGCGACAACGAGUUCAUCGAAACCCUCUUCGCAAUCAUUGGCCGAAAGGGGUGUCGCAGCGCUUCCGUCGGGUCUUCAGCCGUUCGCACGACUCAUGCGAUUGGAUAAGCCUUCGGGCGCGUGGCUCCUGAUGUGGCCCGGCUUCUGGUCCGUCUCGUUGGCCACUCAGGCCUCGCACUUGCCAUCGAUGACCACUUUGGCCCUCUUCGGCGUCGGAUCAGUGGUGAUGAGAGGCGCCGGUUGUGUAGUGAAUGACUUGUGGGACAAAGACUUUGACCGACGGGUGGAGCGGACGAAGAGUCGACCGCUCGCUAGCCGUGAGUUGACGCCAACCGAUGCGGUGAUGCUUUUGGGCGGACUGUCGGGCGUCGGACUCCUUAUACUUCUCGAGUUUGACGUGAAUAGUAUUGUUUUGGGCGCGUCUUCGCUAUCACUGGUCGCUAUCUAUCCGUCGAUCAAACGGUUCAGUCAUUGGCCGCAACUAAUGCUGGGAAUGACAUUCAAUUGGGGGGCACUCCUGGGCUGGUCUGUGGUCUGCGACGGCGCCGUCGACUGGACAGCAGUCCUACCGCUGUAUGUGUCGGGCAUUUGUUGGACAUUGAUUUACGACACGAUAUACGCCCAUCAGGACAAAGCCGACGACCUUAUGAUUGGCCUCAAAUCCACAGCCAUUAAGUUUGGCGACCAAACGAAGCAAUGGUUGUCCGGCUUUUCAUUGCUCAUGUGCUCUAGUCUUGUGAUAACCGGUGUUAAUACGGGUCAGUGUUGGCCAUACUAUACGGCGGUGACGAUAACGGCCGCCAAUUUGAUUCAUCAAAUCUCUACACUUAAUAUCAAUGAUUCGGACGACUGUUGGCGUAAAUUCAAGCAAAACACACAAAUCGGUUGGAUUUUGUUUAUAGGAAUCGUUUUAAGCACUUAUCUUAAGAACAGACCAAAUAGUGAUCAAAGAGACAAUUUCAAAGUGAUUAGUGAUAACAGUAAACAACCAUUGAGUUUGAGUUUAUAA